AUGACGACUAGAGGAACCGCCCUGUUGGGGGAGUUGCUCGCCCGACGAACCUCCCGCCGCUCCGCAGCAUCUGCUCCCGACACGCCUCUCACUUUGGAACAAGGACACUUAUCCCUCGGCCUCGAUGCCAAAGUGCUCGAUGGCGACCGGGUUUAUGAUCAGAAGUUCCCACAAGGACAAGAAUCCUAUGUCAGAGCUAGAUGGGUAGUCCGAGGGAUCAAGCUGGCAAACGACACGGAUAUCCUCCUGACUGGGGCUAGCUACUUCCUGAACGGCAAUAACUACUAUCGAGCUGCCAAGGCUAUCAAUGUUCGUCUAAGUAGAGCCGUAUCAGCCUCGAAAGCUCAGUCUCGCCAGACACAUAUCUUACUUACCACGCUACAACAAACAACAACUAUCUUCACAGGUGUGACCCUUGUUGGAUUGGAUUGGAUCUCUUACGUCGAGCUGUCUAUCAAACGUCUCCUCAUCCUUUGCUGGCUGCAAAUGCCUGCGCAGAUGACCAUAUCGAACGUGGCCGGGAGACUGCUAAUACCCGAAUUAAAGGAAACAUCAUCUUGGAAGGCCGCUGCUUGGAGUGCCAAGCCUCCCUGA
Fusarium venenatum is the source of this 594-nucleotide messenger RNA. NCBI's taxonomy places the organism in Eukaryota, Fungi, Ascomycota, Sordariomycetes, Hypocreales, Nectriaceae. The record is from RefSeq and is a predicted model, not a curated record.